Messenger RNA from Calliphora vicina (urban bluebottle blowfly), 2295 nucleotides. Its product is annotated as glucose dehydrogenase [FAD, quinone]-like. The transcript has a single exon. Gene Ontology annotation, molecular function: flavin adenine dinucleotide binding; oxidoreductase activity, acting on CH-OH group of donors. The record is from RefSeq and is a predicted model, not a curated record. Bases 126 to 1979 code for a protein of 617 amino acids. Lineage: Eukaryota; Metazoa; Arthropoda; Insecta; Diptera; Calliphoridae.
AGUUAAGUUCGAAACGCGAGAAAGUAAAGACCUCCUCAACAUCGCUUGAAAAGUUUGUGGAAAAAAAGUUUUGAAUUAAAAACAAAAACUUGUGAUUUCGUUAAAGAAUACAUUCGAAUGCGAACAUGAAUCACGGUUUGCAAAAACUUUUAUUAUUUAUAUUAUGUUUACGCUGCAUUGCCGCGCAGCAAUCAAACGUGGCCUUGUUCGCUUUGGACUUUUUGCGGCGCGGACAAAGUGAUUUGAAUUUGGAGAUGAAAGAUAAUGAAGUGAAAUUGUUAAAGGAAUAUGAUUUUAUAAUUGUGGGUGCAGGCACAGCCGGUUGUGCCUUGGCGGCCCGCUUGUCGGAGAACCCGAAAUGGAGAGUUUUAUUGCUGGAGGCCGGAGGACCGGAAACACUGGCCAUGGAUAUACCGGCCAUGGCACAUUUCUUGCAAUUAAGUCCUGAAAUUAACUGGCGUUAUAGAGCCCAGACAUCAGACCGAUAUUGUUUGGGUGUCACCAACAAUCGUUGCAACUUUCCACGCGGCAAAGUCAUGGGUGGUUCUUCGGUGUUGAAUUACAUGAUGUAUACACGAGCCAAUCGUCGUGACUAUGAUAAAUGGGCUGAGCUGGGUAAUGAGGGCUGGAGUUAUAGAGAUGUUUUGCCUUACUUUAAAAAAUAUGAAGGUUCUACAGUUCCCGAUGCGGAUAGCGACUAUGUGGGUCGUAAGGGACCGGUUAGAGUUUCCUAUACAGAUUGGAAAAGUCCUAUAGCCCAUGCUUUUGUUAAAGCUUUGCAGGAAGAUGGUCUCAAGCGCCGUGAUUAUAAUGGCCGCAUACAACAGGGUGUAUCCUAUUUGCAGAGUACCACUUACAAUGCCAUCAGAUGGAGUUCUAAUAGAGCCUAUUUGUAUCCGUUAAAGGGUAAAAGACCUAAUUUACAUGUACGCAAAUAUGCUUUGGUUACCAAAAUACUAAUAGAUCCUCAAACUAAAACGGCUUAUGGGGUAAUAUUUGAAUCUCAGGGUAGAUCGUAUCAGGUGUUGGCACGCAAGGAGGUAAUAGUGUCGGCUGGAGCCAUAAACACUCCCCAGUUGCUGAUGUUAUCGGGCAUAGGACCAGCCAAACAUUUGAGAGAAAUGGGCAUUAAGCCUUUACAGGAUUUGGCGGUGGGCUACAAUUUACAAGAUCAUUUUGCUCCUUUUGUUACCUUUCUCACCAAUACCACCAGUUUGCAUUUGACGGAUUUCUUUGAUGUUAAUAAUAUUUUGGAUUUUGGACGCAAUACCGGCCAAUUUGGUACGCCUGGAGGUGUAGAGGCCAUAGCUUUUUACGAUCUCGAUCAUCCUGACGUUGAAGAUGGCUGGCCCGAUAUGGAACUAUUUCUUAUUAGUGGUGGAAUAGAUACAAAUCCCGCUACCAUACCAGCUCUGGGAUUAAAGCGUGACAUUUAUAAUGAGUUGUAUGGGGAUAUUAUUAAAAAAGAAGCCAAUGCUUUUGUGAUAUUCCCCAUGAUCUUGCAGCCUCGCAGUCGCGGCAGAAUAUCUUUACGCAGCAGUGAUCCUCACAAAUAUCCCUUGAUCUAUCCCAACUAUAUGGCCGAUCCUUAUGAUUUAGACAUUGUAGUGAGAGGUGUAUUGAAAACCAUAGAUCUAAUGAACAGGCCAGCCUUUAAGAAAAUCAAUGCCAGAUUGUCACAAGCUACAAUACCCGCCUGUCGCAAAUAUGGCAAUCUAAAAUCCAGAGCCUAUUUGGAGUGCUAUGUUAGACACCUGACUUUCACCAUCUAUCACUACUCGGGUACCGCCAAAAUGGGCCCCAAAACUGAUAAAGCCGCAGUCGUAGAUCCUCGCCUGAAAGUUUACGGUAUUAAGAAUUUACGUGUAGCUGAUGCCAGUAUAAUGCCCAAAAUUAUAGCUGGCCAUCCUAAUGGUCCUGUGUUCAUGAUAGCCGAAAAAGCGGCCGAUAUGAUCAAACAAGAUCAUGGUUUUAUUUGAAUGAAAUCGGAAACUCAGGUGUAAAAAGAUGUUUUAUUUAUUAUAUAUAUUAAUGAUGGAUGAUAAGGUACAAUUAAUACUAAUAUUUAUGUAAUUAAUUAAUGAAUUAUCUAUUAAAUUUAUAAAUUAUUGUUUGUUGUAGAACAUGAUAUCAUUUCUAACUAAAUACAAAGAAUUUAGUUAUUCGUUUAAUAGAAAAAAUAUUUAAAAAACUGUAGAUAAAUACUCAAAGUAAAUAAAUUACAUACUAAUUAUAAAAUAAAUGUGAUAUUUAAAUUUAGAAUAUUAAAAGAAAAUAAAACUCGUUUUUUGUAAA